This is a messenger RNA of Sarcophilus harrisii (Tasmanian devil), 4079 nucleotides long. RefSeq names its product zinc finger protein 260-like. Lineage: Eukaryota; Metazoa; Chordata; Mammalia; Dasyuromorphia; Dasyuridae. The record is from RefSeq and is a predicted model, not a curated record. Gene Ontology annotation, molecular function: RNA polymerase II transcription regulatory region sequence-specific DNA binding; DNA-binding transcription factor activity, RNA polymerase II-specific. Bases 1058 to 3412 code for a protein of 784 amino acids. The transcript is spliced from 6 exons. Gene Ontology annotation, cellular component: nucleus. Gene Ontology annotation, biological process: regulation of transcription by RNA polymerase II.
UCGCCAGCGCCCCUCGCGGGCAGCGCCUCUCCCCGCCUUCCAGGCGGGCUCGGCGGCCCCUCUGGUCACAUGCGGCCUCUGUCGGGAGGGGGGGUGGGGGUGGGGGGGGGGGAAGGAAUGAGCACCGAUACUGCACCCACUGCGCGUGUCCGCACAGGGAUAGAAUCUCACCCCCCUCGGGAGGUCGGGGCUGCUGUGAGUCCCGUCUCAUACACAGGGAAACGGAGGCUGAAGGGACUUGGGCGCGCUCUGACCUUCCCGCGCCCCCCGGCCUCCCCACCCCCUUCCCACACCCCCAUGACCGCAGCUCCGUUAUGCUGCGCGCCUCCAAUUCUGCAAAGCGCUUUGCAAAGAUCUUUUAGGAAAUGGCUCGAUAGAAACUGUCCAGAGGACAGAGGAGCCCGCAAAUGCUGAUCCGCCAAGGUCAAGUUUGGUAGGGGGUGAAGCUGGAGGAGGGGAGGUCAAGAACAACCUCCCGGGUCCUCAAAUUCUGGCGGAUUAGGCAGGCUAAAUACUGCUCAACCUCCAGUGCGCAGGCGCACUCCAGACGCGCUAAAUGAGAACGCGGAGCCCUCUGGGAGAUGAAGUCCAGGGAUGCGCCUGGCGAAUCGGCCCAGGCGGGGGUGUCACGCAUCUUCCUACAUACGGACUUCAUCUCCCAGAAUGCAGAGGGAACUGCUCAGGCGGAAGUUGUCGCGCCCGGUGUAUGUUGGGAAUCGUCCUUCCGUGUUCUGGCCCGGCUGUCCUUCCGGUCCAGAGAGUGAGGCCUCCCGUUGCCCCGAGAGUCGGGACUGUCUGAUUAGGCUGCGUGGAGGCCCCGGGACUGCGCAGGCGCAGCCUUGUCCCUGCGCCCCCCUGGUGGAGCUGAGAGGCGGGAGCGCGCCCUGGCGCCCUCUGCGGGGAUCCCCGCGGCUGCCCGCACUGGGCCCCCGGCAGCCCCUGGCAGGUGGCUCCCGUCACGGAGGCGGGCGCUGGGGGGGCCUCGGCCGCGCUUGCUGACUGACCUUCUGGGCUGGGCAGAGAAGACCCAGGGAGGAGCCAUAAGUGAGCAGCAGCCAUGGAGAGCUCGGCCUCCCAGGCCCGAGUUCAGGCUCCUCAGUAUCCUGCCAUCCCCCAAGGCUGGAGUGUGGAGGAUGACGAAGGAAUGACUUCUGGGUUCCUGUUAUCCAGAUUCCAGGAAUCAGUCACAUUCAAGGAUGUGGCUGUGGAGUUCACCUGGGAGGAGUGGAGAGAUCUGGAUCCCCUGCAGAGAGCCCUGUACAGGCGCGUGAUGCUGGAGAACUACAAGAACUUCGUCUUCCUGGGAUUGCCCGUUUCCAACUUGGACAUGAUCUCUCUGUUGGAGAGAGGAGAGGCACCUUGGAUGCCCGAGGGAGAAGUGCCAAGAAGGCACUACCCAGAUUUCCAUACUCAGGAGACCAGAUGUGAAACUCGGCGAUCAGGAUGGUCACAGGCCAUUAGCACAGGAGCAGCGUCUAAGAAAAGACUUAAAGGAGACAGUUCCCAGCAUUAUCAAAUGGGAGAAAUUGGAGAAUAUGAUGCCGUUUUAGAGAGAGGAUCCAGAAGAGUAGCAGGUGCUUACAGGACAGCUUUUAAUAGCGUGAGCCUACCUCAGUGUAAUACUUUCAGGAGAAGUUUUAGUCCAGGGUCUGGAUUUGCUACACCAUGGAGUAGUGGUGUGGGGAAAAGUCUCCAUAGACAUAAGACACUUGGUAAGAGCUUCCAAGGGAUUUCUGACCUAAUUAAAUGUACUACAGUGUCCAUUGGGAAGAACCAUUCUAAGUAUAACAUUUGCAGGAAGCCCUUCAGCUACCACUCAGAUCUACUUAAGUUUCACAGACUACAUGCUGGAGAAAAGCUACAUGAAUACAGCGAAAGUGGAAACACCUUCGGCAGAAGAUCAAAUCUUCCUGAACAUCAGAGAAUUCAGGCUGGAGAGAAACCCUGUGAAAGUGGUAAACGUGGCAAAGAUUCCAUCAGUAAGAGACCUUUGGUUCAUCAUGAAGGCAUCCACACGAGAGAGAAACCCUUUUCCUGUAGUGACUGUGGGAAAGCCUUCAGCAAGAAGGGACACCUCAUUACCCAUGAGAGAAUUCACACUGGAGAGAAACCUUUUGAAUGUAACCACUGUGGGAAAGCCUUCAGCAAGAAGGGACAUCUUAUUAGCCAUAAAAGAACUCACACUGGAGAGAAACCUUUUGAAUGUAUAGAAUGUGGAAAAGCCUUUAUCCAGAGGGGAGACCUUAACAGACAUCAGAGAACGCACACAGGUGUGAAGCCCUUUGAAUGUAAUGAAUGUGGCAAAACCUUCACGGAGAAGGGAGCCCUGAUUAGACACCAGAGAACUCAUACUGGACUGAAACCUUUUGAAUGCAGUGAGUGUGGCAAAGCCUUCAGUGCAAAGGGAACCCUUAUUAUACACCAGAGAACUCAUACUGGAGUGAAACCCUUUGAAUGCAAAGAAUGUGGGAAAGCCUUCACGGAAAAAGGAGCCCUUAUUAGACAUCAGCGAACUCAUACUGGAGUAAAACCCUUUGAGUGUAAUGAAUGUGGCAAAACUUUUAUUGACAGCGGAAGCCUUAUUCGACAUCAAAUAACUCACACUGGAGUGAAACCUUUUGGAUGUAAUGAAUGUGGGAAAGCCUUCAGCCAGAAAGUACACCUUAUUAAACACCAGUUAACUCAUACUGGAGUGAAACCCUUCAGUUGUAAUGAAUGCGGAAAAGCCUUUACUUUGAAGAGUCUCCUUGAAAGACAUCAAAAAACUCAUACUGGAGUGAAACCUUUUGGAUGUAAUGAAUGUGGGAAAGCCUUUACCUUGAAGGGACAUCUUGAAAGACAUCAAAUAACUCACACUGGAGUGAAACCUUUUGGAUGUAAUGAAUGUGGGAAAGCCUUUGGCCAGAAAGUACACCUUAUUGAACAUCAGUUAACUCAUACUGGAGUGAAACCCUUCAGUUGUAAUGAAUGCGGAAAAGCCUUUAGUUUGAAGGGACACCUUGGAAGACAUCAGAAAACUCAUACUGGAGAGAAACCUUUUGAAUGUAAUGAAUGUGGGAAAGCUUUCAGUCAGAGGGAAACUCUUAUUAGACAUCAGAAAAUUCAUACUGGAGAGAAACCUUUUGAAUGUAACGAAUGUGGGAAAGCCUUCAGUGAGAGGAGAACCCUUAUUAGACAUCAGAGCAUUCAUACUGGGGUGAAACCCUUCCAGUGUAAUGAAUGUGCUAAAGCUUUCUCUCGGAAAGAUGAACUCAUUAACCAUCAGAGAACUCAUACUGGAGCGAAACCCUUUGAAUGUAAAGAGUGUGGGAAAGCCUUCGGUGAAAAAUUAAACCUUGUUAACCCUUGGAUGUUAACUCAUACCUGCAUGCUCUAUCCUCCCAAUACAACAUGGUUAACUUCUCAGCAUUAGUGGAUACCCUACUUACGUAUGAUGACUUGUCCUGAUGAAAACCCCUAUAUGUUUAAUAUGGGACAGUCAUAGGAAACAUUAGUGAAUUAAUGUGAAAGGUGCUAAAGAGUAGCUGGAUAGAUAUAAUUGUGAAAGUAAUAGUCAACUUUUCUUGAAUACCAUAGAUAUGAGCUGAUAGUGAAUGUCACCAGCCACCAUAUUAUUUGGAGUUCUCAGAGAUUUUUUUAAAACACUAUCCUUCCUUGACAGUCCUUGCUGCAACACACCAAAGGUGCCAUUAGGUAAUAGUAUAGUUUCUUAUUGUGGAUCAAGUGGGCUUGAUUUGGAAUUUGUUUUGUUUUUUAAUUAAACAUUCUGGCAAAACCACUGAAAUUUCUUAAACUAGCUCAGUUCUCUCUUUUUUUUUCCUUUUUAUUUCAGAAUUACUCAUCUACAAAAACAUUUAAAUUUUAAAAGCAUUACCACAUCAGGGAAAGUAAUCUUUAUUUACAUUUUGUUAAAUAAAGCAUAUGUAUUUUGCUUCAACAAGCUGGUAACAAAUCACUUUGUUCGCUUUUUUAUUGCCUUCUGAAGUUCUUUUUUCAUGUGUUUUUCAAUGAUUUUGGUGUUUACACAAAAUCUAAGUGUAUAUGUUUUUUCUUCCUCUGUAACCCUAACCCGACUCUAA